GGCGGGGCCAAACCGGAUACACGUUUGGUUUAUAUGUCACUGACACUUAAAGCAGUGGCUUUUAUACAAACCAACCGCCAAGGAUUUUCAUGUUGUUUCUGGACUCUCAACUCUAGUACUAUGCGAUUAAUGAAAAAACAGACUUGUGUCCUCUUUUGUCUGUUUGGCUUUGUGCUGCUCUACAAUUUCUUAUCCUGGAGUAAAACCAUGCUGCUCUUAAAUCAGAUUGAAACCAGUGGAUCUAAACGCCCAGAGGACAACAUCACCAUCCUCCUGUGGCACUGGCCUUUCGGAGUUCGCUACAAACUGGAGAGAGGGGUCUGUAUGGAUAAAUAUCAAAUCCCUAGAUGCUUUCUGGAGGAUAAGCAAUCCCUUUUCGCUCAGGCAGAUGUUGUAGUCUUCCAUCACUUCGAGCUCUGGACUGGCCAGUCCAAACUGCCUCUCCACCUAACGCGUCCACCAAUGCAGAAGUGGCUUUGGUUAUCACUGGAACCUCCUAUGAACAAUCGCAACCUCAGCAGCUACAACAAUUUGUUCAACUGGACGAUGAGUUAUCGCCGUGACGCUGACGUCUUCAUGCCAUACGGAGAGCUUGUUUCUAAAAGGACUAAUGUCACGUACGUUAUUCCGAAGAAGAGCGACUGCCUAGUUUGCUGGGUGGUCAGCAAAUACAAAGCCAAUCAUAGUCGCUCACAAAUUUUCCAGCAGCUGAAGAAACACAUUCCAUCAAAACAAAUAGAAGCAUACGGUCUGUGGUCCAAUCGGCCGCUCUCAAACAAAAAGCUGCUUUCCACAAUAUCUCGUUGUUACUUUUACCUUGCCUUCGAGAACUCGUUAUCCACAGACUAUAUCACGGAGAAGCUGUGGCGAAACUCCCUUCAGGCGGGGAGUGUGCCGGUGGUGCUCGGACCACCCAGGAGCAUUUAUGAACUAUCAAUUCCACCAGAGUCGUUCAUCCAUGUGAAUGACUUCAGCAGCAUUAAGGCGCUGGCUAAUUUCUUAAGUCAAGUGGCUGCUGACAGAGAGCGUUACGAGUCCUAUUUUAGAUGGCACAAUUAUUAUAAUGUUAGAAUGUACACAGACUGGAGAGAGAGACUCUGUAAUAUUUGCAUGUUUUAUGACCAGCUCUCUAAGCAUAAGAAAGUGUACAAUGAUCUGUACAGCUGGGUCAACAAGUAACUGACUUUUUACAGGACUUUUUUUAUUUAAACGUGUGGAUUUUUCAAAUAAUAAUAUCGCCUUAUUUUUGCAAGUGCAGUUAAAUGUAAUUGAAACCUGACCAGGGUUGUCAAAACGCGAUAGUCAAUUAUAUAUAUUUUUUUCUUACAAUGUUGCUUAAUUAAUAUUUAAACAAUAGCAUUUUGCUUCUCGUUACAACCCUGUUUUAAACAGAUUAUGUUACUAUAUAUAUUUGUGUACACUCUAUGUGUGGAGGAACGCCCUUCCGAUUUAGUCCUCCUAAAGUUUCAUCAAUACAGCUUGAAGGCCAUUUAUCUUUUUUUUGUCAAGUUAACUGAUUGGUAAAAAAAGUAAAAUAAUAAAACAUAAUUUCACACUUA
Molecule: messenger RNA, 1559 nt
Organism: Puntigrus tetrazona (Sumatra barb)
Lineage: Eukaryota; Metazoa; Chordata; Actinopteri; Cypriniformes; Cyprinidae
Product: fucosyltransferase 7
Exons: 2
Coding region: 34-1179 (381 amino acids)
Cellular component (GO): membrane
Molecular function (GO): alpha-(1->3)-fucosyltransferase activity
Source: RefSeq, a predicted model, not a curated record